This is a messenger RNA of Erigeron canadensis, 4360 nucleotides long. Its product is annotated as K(+) efflux antiporter 2, chloroplastic-like. Gene Ontology annotation, molecular function: potassium:proton antiporter activity. The record is from RefSeq and is a predicted model, not a curated record. Gene Ontology annotation, cellular component: membrane; chloroplast. Gene Ontology annotation, biological process: potassium ion transport; proton transmembrane transport. Lineage: Eukaryota; Viridiplantae; Streptophyta; Magnoliopsida; Asterales; Asteraceae. The transcript has 21 exons. Bases 237 to 3866 code for a protein of 1209 amino acids.
AUUUUUAGACACUACUCCCCCCCUAAACCACUGACGUCAUCAUCAACUUCAUCUUCUUCCAUUUUUAACCCUAAAUUUUUAAUUUCCUUAAAAAAUCCGCCAUUGAUAUUUUUAAGCUCCUUCCUUCCCAUUAUUUAAAUUUUACUCUCACGAUCGAUCACAGAUAAAUGAUGGCACCAUAGUGAGAGUUGUUUUUACCUCAGUUUAUAGUUAGAAAGUGAAGAAGUGAGGUAGACAUGGAUAUUUCAGGUACUUUCCAAAGUCACUGUGGUGAAGUUACUAGCUGUAGAGCGUUAAAGCAGCUGUCUGUGCGAUCGAGGUUUGAUUAUAAAUUGUUUGGCAAUACACGGCUUGUGUCAAGAGUUGGCCCUAGUAAGAAGUUAAAGAAAUUGAUUGCGUCUAGUUUUAGUGUUGUUAGUCCCAGUAAAUUAUCUGGAUGUGAAUUCAAAAGUUGUUUGUGGAGUUAUAGUAAACCAAAGUGUACUGUUUGUUUACUCAAGACAUCAAGAGGAGUAAAAGUAACUUGUCAGGGUAAUGAUUCAAUUGCAUAUAUAGAUGGAAAUGGGAGGGAUGUUGAGUUUAUCGAGAGUAGUGGUGAAGAUAGUUCAUCAGGGGACGCUAUUUUGGGUCCAGAGAAGAUGGAUGGUUUAAGUGAUGAGGGAGAAGCAGAUGAAGUAGAGAACCCAAGUCUAGAUGAAUUGAAAAAAGUGCUGCAAAAGGCACGUAAGGAAUUAGAGAUUGCCCAGCUCAACAGCACCAUGUUUGAAGAGAAGGCUCAAAGGAUAUCAGAAGCAGCAAUAGCACUAAAAGAUGAAGCUUCAAAUUCUCAGGAUAAGGUCGAUUUAGCUUUGCUUUCUAUGGAAAAGAUUGUGAAUGAAGAGAUCGCUGCUAAAGAGGCUGUUCAAAAAGCAACAAUGGCGCUUUCAAUGUCUGAGGCUAAGCUUAGUGUGGCUCUUGAUUCAUUAAAAAGUGCAAAAGAAAGAAAUGUUUCACCAGAGGCUUAUGAAAGGGAAGAACAAAAGUUGAAUCCGUUAGGAGAGGAAGAGGAAGCUGUCUUUGUUGCCGAGGAAGAUACAAGAGAGUGUCGUGUGACUUUGGCAAAUUGUUUGGGAGCAUUGACUCAGUUGCAGAACAAAAAAGAAGCCGUGCAAAAAGAAGUCGAUAUACUCAAAGAGUGUGCACAAAAAGCACUGAUGAAUGCUUUGAGAGCCGAGGAGGAUGUGGCAAAUAUAAUGCUUUUAGCGGAAGAAGCUGUUGCUUUUGAACUAGAGGCUACAAAACGUGUUAAUGAUGCCGAGAUUGCAUUACAGAAAGCUGAGAAGAUACUUUCUGCUUCCAAUGUGGAUAAUUCUGAAAGUACAGUAUCUCAAAAUGUGUUGUCAUCUCAAGGACUGGCAUCAAUUGAUUUAGUUAGCGAGGACGAGAUUGUUGAAGGAAAUCUGGUUGAGAAAUACGAUGAUGUAUCGAUUGAGGGAUCUUUCAUCAUUGAGGAUGUACCAGAUAUCCAACUAAAUACUCCCAGCCAGAUCUUUGAAGACUCAAGAUUAUCCGAUGAUAGUGACCAAGAGAAUGGAAAACCAAGUCUGCCAUCAAAAGAGACUGAAUAUGAUGCAGAUAAGACAAAAAAUCCUACAAAAAAGGCAGAAACACAAAAGGAUUUGACCAAGGACACUUCACCGUUAAAUUCUCCUAAAGCAUCGUUGAAGAAAUCCUCACGUUUUUUUCCGGCAUCAUUUUUUUCUUCUGCAGAAGAUGAUACCGACUUUACACCAACUUUGUUUUUCCAGUGGUUAAUAGGUUCCACAAGAACGCAAUUACCUAAGCUGGUCCUUGCCUCUUUGCUUGUUGGUGCAGGCUUUACUUUUUAUGCUAAACGAGACGAACGGAUCCCGCAACUAUUUCAACAACCGGAUAUUAUAACCACCAGUAUUGAUGAAGUAUCCUCUAAUGCUAAGCCACUGGUCAAACAAAUAAGGAAAUUACCAAAGAGAGUCAAAAAGCUGAUUGAAAUGAUUCCUCAUCAAGAGAUAAAUGAAGAAGAAGCUUCCCUAUUGGACAUUGUAUGGUUAUUACUUGCCAGUGUUAUCUUUGUGCCUAUAUUCCAGAAACUUCCUGGAGGCAGCCCCGUUCUUGGGUAUCUGACUGCCGGCAUCUUGAUUGGACCUUAUGGUCUUUCAAUUAUACGCAAUGUACAUGCUACCAAAGCAAUAGCUGAGUUUGGAGUUGUUUUCUUGCUUUUUAAUAUUGGCCUUGAGCUUUCUGUUGAAAGGCUGAGUUCCAUGAAGAAGUAUGUUUUUGGAUUAGGUUCUGCACAGGUCUUGGUGACGGCUGUUGUGGUGGGAUUGGUUGCCCAUUUUAUCUGUGGACAGCUAGGGCCUGCUGCAAUUGUCAUUGGUAAUGGCUUGGCAUUAUCUUCCACUGCUGUUGUCCUCCAGGUAUUGCAAGAAAGAGGUGAGAGCACAUCACGUCAUGGACGAGCCACGUUUUCUGUUUUACUUUUUCAGGAUUUAGCAGUUGUUGUUUUGCUGAUUCUAAUACCUCUUAUUUCACCAAAUUCGUCAAAAGGAGGGAUUGGUUUCCAAGCAAUUGCUGAAGCCCUUGGAUUGGCUGCUGUAAAGGCACUUGUUGCUAUUAGCGCCAUUAUUGCUGGAGGACGCCUGUUGCUUCGCCCCAUAUACAAGCAAAUUACAGAGAUGCAAAAUGCAGAGAUAUUCUCUGCAAAUACUCUCUUGGUUAUCCUUGGAACCAGUCUUUUAACUGCAAGGGCUGGCCUUUCGAUGGCACUAGGAGCAUUUUUGGCCGGUUUGUUACUUGCAGAAACUGAAUUCUCGUUGCAGGUUGAAUCGGAUAUUGCUCCAUAUCGUGGCCUUUUAUUAGGCCUCUUCUUCAUGACGGUUGGAAUGUCGAUUGAUCCAAAACUUCUUGUCUCAAACUUUCCUGUAAUUAUGGGCUCACUAGGACUUUUAAUUGCUGGGAAGACCAUACUCGUGGCUUUAGUUGGAAGGCUUUUUGGUGUCUCAUUGAUAUCUGCAAUUAGAGUUGGUCUUCUGCUUGCACCUGGCGGAGAAUUUGCAUUUGUGGCGUUUGGUGAAGCUGUCAAUCAGGGAAUAAUGACUUCCCAGUUGUCUUCUUUGCUGUUUCUUGUCGUGGGUAUUUCAAUGGCCAUCACACCAUGGUUAGCUGCUGGAGGCCAAUUAAUAGCAUCUCGCUUUGAGCAGCAAGAUGUUCGUAGUUUAUUACCUGUAGAAAGUGAGACAGAUGAUUUGCAGGAUCAUAUAAUUAUAUGUGGUUUUGGACGUGUUGGCCAGAUCAUUGCCCAGCUUCUUUCAGAAAGACUAAUUCCAUUUGUUGCUCUUGACGUGAGGAGUGAUCGAGUAGCAGUGGGACGUGCUCUUGACCUUCCUGUGUAUUUUGGGGAUGCUGGUAGUCGAGAGGUUCUGCAUAAGAUCGGUGCUGAAAGAGCUUGUGCUGCAGCUAUAACGUUAGAUACUCCCGGUGCAAAUUAUAGAACUGUUUGGGCUCUUAGCAAGUAUUUCCCAAAUGUAAAGACUUUUGUACGUGCUCAUGAUGUUGAUCAUGGACUCAAUCUGGAGAAGGCCGGAGCCACAGCGGUUGUGCCUGAGACGUUAGAACCAAGCUUACAAUUAGCAUCUGCUGUUCUUGCACAAGCUAAACUACCAAUGUCGGAAAUAGCAGCUGCAAUCAAUGAGUUUAGAUCGCGUCACCUCUCAGAACUAACUGAGCUCUGUGAAACUAGUGGAAGCUCUCUUGGGUAUGGGUUUUCUCGUAUAGUGGUCAAACCUAAACCUCAACCUUCAGAUUCUACUGAUGACACCCAAGUUAAUGAAGGAACACUUGCAGCAUAAUAGAUGCCCGGAAAUAAAUAAAAAGCAAAGAAGUAAAAACUCCAAAACUUCUGGAUAUGUAUAGUAAUUAUUGCCCCGCAGAUACAAAUUGUACAGUUAAAGAUUUUAAUUGCAUUCGUUCGCCUUUGAUCGGUGCAGUUUUCUCUUUUGACCUUUCUAGAUCACCAACCCAGAUUUUAAGGGUGAACUCUGCUUUCGCCUUAGGCUUUCCUUUGGCAAAUGCAAAUCAGUUUUGUGAUUUUAAAUUUAACUAGACUUGUUUCGUGGGGCCAAAUUGAUUAAUCAUUAUAGCAUUAACUUCUAGUUUGAAGUUCGUUUUGGUGCACAUAACUCUUGAUGUUUGCAAUGCAUGUCAUGAUGGCUACUUUUUGGACUUAGGGGAUGCUUGGUUCAAAUGUGUACGAUGAAUUUCAAGUUCAAGUUUGUUCUCUGUAACGUGGUAUUGUAAUGAAAGGAUUGUGCGUAAAUAAACUGCAGGAGUUGGUGCUUUUUCA